Molecule: messenger RNA, 4224 nt
Organism: Pelmatolapia mariae (spotted tilapia)
Lineage: Eukaryota; Metazoa; Chordata; Actinopteri; Cichliformes; Cichlidae
Gene: pdk3a
Product: pyruvate dehydrogenase kinase, isozyme 3a
Exons: 11
Coding region: 230-1450 (406 amino acids)
Biological process (GO): regulation of glucose metabolic process; protein phosphorylation
Cellular component (GO): mitochondrion
Molecular function (GO): pyruvate dehydrogenase (acetyl-transferring) kinase activity
Source: RefSeq, a predicted model, not a curated record
CUUUGCAGAACUGAUCUCAUCUGAGCGUGCAGUAAUGUAGAUCCAGGAAGCCGUCCGUGUCGCUUGUAUCCUAUCCUGUAACCUAAUGGAGCUGCCUCUGUCGCGUCGCUCCGUCUCCUCCGCUGUGGCCAGUGGAAAUGUGGCCGCCCCUGGGAGAAACGCACCGUCCGAGCAUCUGUCCGCCUUCUCCUAAUUUCUUCUCUCUCACAUCAUCGCUAAAACUUUCAAUAUGAGGAUCUUCUGGUCUUUGCUGAAAAACAGCAACCCCAAAAUCGAGUAUUACUCCAGAUUUUCACCGUCCCCGCUCUCCAUCAAGCAGUUUUUGGAUUUCGGCCGGGACAAUGCAUGUGAGAAAACGUCCUUCAUGUUCCUGCGUAAGGAGCUGCCCGUUCGGCUGGCCAACACCAUGAGAGAGGUCAACCUUCUCCCCGAUAAACUGCUUAGCCAGCCCUCUGUCAAACUAGUGCAAAAAUGGUACAUGCAGAGCUUUGUGGAGCUGCUCGAUUACGAGAACAGAAAGCCAGAGGACCCUCAUACUCUGAACGAUUUCCUGGAGCUUUUGAUUGAGAUCCGCAACCGCCACAACGAUGUAGUUCCCACCAUGGCUCAGGGGGUCAUCGAGUACAAGGAGAGGUUCGGCUUUGACCCGUUCAUCAGCAGCAACGUCCAGUAUUUCCUGGACCGCUUUUACACCAACCGCAUCUCGUUCCGCAUGCUCAUCAACCAGCACACACUCCUUUUUGGUAACGAUACCAACCCAGCACAUCCCAAACACAUAGGCAGCAUUGAUCCGAACUGCAACGUGGCAGAAGUUGUCAAUGAUGCUUACGACACUGCCAAGAUGCUGUGCGAGAAGUACUACUCGGCCGCUCCCGAGCUCAAGAUUGAGGAAUUCAACAUGAAGGCUCCCAAAAGGCCCAUCCAAGUGGUGUAUGUGCCCUCUCAUCUAUUCCACAUGUUAUUUGAGCUCUUUAAGAACUCCAUGAGAGCAACAGUGGAGCUUCAUGAGAACAGUAAAGAGGGAUUACCACCAGUGAAGGCAAAAGUCACUCUGGGUAAAGAGGAUCUCUCGAUAAAGAUCAGCGACAGAGGAGGAGGAGUCCCUCUCAGGAAGAUAGACCGUCUUUUCAACUAUAUGUACUCCACUGCCCCGACGCCGAGCCUGGAGCCAGGAGCUGUCCCGCUGGCUGGUUUUGGCUACGGUUUACCAAUUUCCAGGCUGUAUGCCCGAUAUUUCCAGGGGGAUUUGAAGCUGUACUCUAUGGAAGGAGUUGGCACGGAUGCAGUCAUCUAUCUGAAGGCUCUGUCCAGUGAGUCCUUUGAGCGUCUGCCUGUCUUCAACAAGUCGGCGUGGAGGCAUUAUAAGACGAGCCCCGAGGCGGACGACUGGAGCAACCCCAGCAAAGAGCCACGUGAUGCCAGCAAGUCCAAAUACAAAGCCAACAGAUAACUCUGCCCAGCUCGCUAGCAAAGCCUUCCCCUGGGAGCCAAAAUGCCGGCACUCUGCAUAGAGCAUGCACGAUGAAAUGUUGCCCUUGGGUAAAACGCCUGGGUUUGGAUUAGACCUGCUUUCACAUUCCAGUCGCUAAAGGUUUUGAAAGGAUGGAUGUCCUCCACUCAUAUCAGUACCCAAUGGCAAUGACCUUCAUCAGCGUAGCUUUCACUGUCGUGGCUUCACCACUGGCUGUAAGACGAGGUUUAAAAUGAACCUUUUCCAUGUUAUAGACCCCCAGUGUCCGACCCCUUUAAAAAUAUCUGGUUGCUCUCGUGAACCUUUACAAAGAUGAACUUCAUUUCUUCAAAUUUACUUUAUAGCAGUACUGCCAUCUCUUCCUCUGUCUCACACACAUUGGCCUGCUGCUGACUAGGCUACUGCUCUGUGCAGCUGAAUAAGCUCCCCUCCCGCUGCUGAUCGAGUGUCUUUCUCAGUAAACGCUCGUAUUCUGUUUCUUUCUCGCCACACACAGGCAGAGUCAGGAGAAAGGGGUUAGUUUGAGUGCAAGUUAGAAUAGGAGGAGGUUUUACUUCCUUCCUUUCGGAUACACUCUUGACUGAACGCACAAUUAGGCCGGUGUGCCCUUGGCAUAGAGACUUGUUUUGGCUGCCCUCCGUUUUUAGCUUGGGGGGGAAAAUAGGAACCAAUGGAUGAAGCAUACACUUUAUUCUUAAAGCUUCUAAAAGUCAGGAUUUUAUUUAAUGAAAAAGAGAGCGAGCCUUACUUCUGGUAACGUAUGGCAUAUUUAUUGUUUUUAAAAAGCCCGCCUUUGAAGGCUGGAACUUGAAGAGCAUUUAAAAAGGGACGAUGUUAGAAGUGAAAAGUUAAGUGUUUUUUACUCAACUUUGUUUAGCUUUGCGCUUAGAGGAUAACCAGCCACCUGCAGACAAUUAACAAAUGGUACUAACCCUCAUCAACCCUAUUUUUGCUCUUUGUCCUGAUUUAACAACUACUAACAGACAAAUGGAGCAUCUCUCGGAUCCUUAGGAAAGAGUUGCCACCAGAGUUGUCUAUUCACUGUGAUUCAAAUGAUAGUAGCAUCAUCAUUAUUACUCUUUUACCUUUUCCAAUGAUCAUGAGAGACUUCGCUUGAGUAGCCACGAUGCACUCGCAUAAUCUGAAUUGCUCAUCAAUAAAUCGUAAUUACGUUUUUUGGGGGUUUUUUUUAGUCAGUUUGUCCUCUCAGCAAAACACCAGAUGAAGGAAAGCGCAGGGUUGCAGUCGUGUCAUUUUUCAGCCACACCAGCACCAUGUAUUGCUUAGAAAAAAAACUCCUUGCUAAAUGCGAUGGAUCUGCUGGGAUCACACUUGGACUAUUUAAAAAAAAAAAAAAAAAAAGGUGGGAUUACAGCUUUUAUUUCGACACUUCUUAUUUCGUCCUGCAGACGCUGCCAGCACGCCACGGUGGAUAAGCAACUUGCUCGCAGCUUUGACUUUUUUUCCUAACAAUGCUUCAUCGGGUCAGCGUGUAUCUAUUUUGUGGUACUACUAAUCCUCAUAGUCUUCUGAGUUUGAACAAAGUUCUGCUUUUUUAUGUGCUUCUGCCUUUUUUAACUUGAGUGAAAAUAACUGAAUUAAAAGCUAAACGUAAGAGCAGAUACUUUGACAGGCUUUUAGUUUAUUUGUACGAUUGUGCACAAUUUCCCUUGGCUUUUUUUUUGUCUUUUGGCACUGACACGUGAUUGCUUUUAUUCAUCUUUUAGUGAUUUGUAAGUUUUUAACUUGAUUUUUUUUCCUUAUUUAUACAAUAGGAAGUCAUGUGGCACACACAGUUGAGGGUUUGGAUAAGUCGGCGGAGGAAAAUGUGGUCAAAGAAGCAGAGCCUCCAGGGCACUGAAAGUGCAUCAAUCCAUCCACUUUUUUUCUCUCUUUUUUUGGCACAUGGAUCAUAUUCAGGAACCUGUUUUUGUGCACUUUACUAAUCCUACGUGUAUAUUUUUAACCUCAUGUAGCUUUCAUUCAAUCACUCCAGACCUCUAUCAAGGAGCUAAUUAAAUCGGAUCGGAUCCCAGGUCAGGAUUUACUAAUAGUGAUUCAAUUUUUUUUGAGGCUGCUGAAAAAGACCAAAACUUAAAUGAGUCAUGGCUCAAACCUGGAUUUAUUUAAAGCAGAUGUUGGGAGAUUUUUCACAAAUACGAAGAGACUUAUUUUUCUCAUGUCAUUUAGCUUCACCUGACGUGUAAAGAAAGAAUAACUCGGUGUGGAAACCGACAUAUUAACCAUCAGAUUUCAUCACUGCCAAUUCCUUGUGACCUGCCAGUGUGGCUGAUACCCUGUGAAUAACCUACCGUAGAGGAUGAGCUGCGUUAUAGGUUAGUGGUUGACGUGUAGGUCAGUGUGGUCCUGUUGUUGACCAGUCACCUAAAAACCACGUCUUGAUCAAAGUUAUACUUCCAGUUUCCAUCAUUUAUUGAAAUGAAGAUCUUCUACUUUUAGUAGUUUACUGUUUAAAGACCUUCUAUGUGGUAAGAGUAUUUUAGAAAAUCAUAUAUAAUGUAUAAGCUGUACAUGCAGCCAGUGUGGAGUGAUGAGUGUACUUUCCAGCCUACUGUACAUCCAGCUUAAAUACUGCAUUUGGAGUCUCCUGGAUAAGAGGUGGUCGUGCAACAUCAACAUACACCAAAAAAAAAAAAGUUUUACAGUGGUCUUAUAAUGUGAUUCAGCAUGAGAUGAACUUCCAAUACCAACUGUCAAACAUUACAAUAAAAGAGAUUUGCUGUUGUGUGUAA